GGAUUAAGCUGACAUAGUCUAAAACAGGCCCAAGGAUCCGCAUCACACAAAACGAAACAAACGGCCUGCUAGACGAAGGCCCGUUCAAGCUCACCCAAUUUAGGCCCACACUCCGCAGCAGCAUUCCAUGCGAUGCGCCCAGCCCAUAGCCAUGUCUCUCUCUCCUCGUGUGUUCGCGCUCCACGAGGUCUAGCCCACGAUUCCACACGAGAUCAACGAGAAGGACAAUGGGGGGAGGGACGCCUCACUCAGAAUGGAAAGCAGGCAGGCAGCGGGGGCAGCAGGGCCGGCCACGCGGAGCACGGCGACCCGGCAAGGCGUAACCGCCGAAACCGCCGCCCGUUCCAGCAGCACGCGCGCGUUUCCCGGCGCAGGCGAUAACUACCGCCCACCCGCACCCGCACCCGCACCGCGCCUCGCCUCGGCUGCCCCAUCGCGUCGCCUCGUCGUCGUCGGACACCUCGCCGCCGGCCGUCGCGCGCGCGCGUCUAUGGGCGGCUUCGCCAUCCACCCCGCCCCUGGACGACGCCCCAGCGACAGCCUGCCCCCGUCCGCCGCCGGCACCGGUACGACGACGACGACGACGACGUCCUCGUCCUCGUCCUCGUCCGCCUCCUCCUUCUCCCUCGACGAUGCCGUUCGCCGCGGCGUCCACCACCACCACCACCAGACCCGCCGCACGCCGGGGCACACGCUGGAGGAGCCACCGUCUCGGCGGCGGAACCGGGCGGGGGGCCGCCACGGGAACGGCGCCUCGUCGUCGUCGUCCCGCUCGGCCCGGCUGCUCCAGAGGCUGCGGCACGCGCUGCCCGUCCUGACGCUCACGCCGCGGUGCGGGAAGAUGCAGCAGGUCGGCACGCCGUCCGAGAUCGCGGCGGCGGCGUCCUCCUCCUCCUCCUCCUCCUCGUCCUGCUCGUCCUCGUCCGCGGCGCCCGCGCCCAAGGGCGUGUCCUUCUCGCGCCCCUGCCGCCGCGUGACGGGGACGCUCUACGGCCACCGCAGGGGCCGCGUGGUGCUGGCGCUGCAGGAGACGCCGCGCUGCCUGCCCACCCUCGUCGUCGAGCUGGCGCUCCAGACGCACGCGCUGCUCCGCGAGCUCGGCAACCCGGCCGGCGCGCGCAUCGUCCUCGAGACCGAGCGCCGCGCGGUCUCGCUCUCGGAGCCCGCCGCCGACGCACGGGCGACGCGCGGCGGAGGCCGAGGCCGCGCGCCGCCGCUGCUGGACGAGCCGUCGUGGACCAUGUUCUGCAACGGCAAGAAGACGGGCUACGCGGUGCGGCGCGAGGCCACGGACGACGACCUCACGGUCAUGGAGACGCUGCGGGUGGUCUCCAUGGGCGCCGGCGUGCUCCCGGGGACGAGGGCCACCUCGCUGGUGAUCGACGCGGCGGCGGUGGCAGCGGACGACGAGGUGCCGUACAUGCGCGGCUGCUUCGAUCACUUCAUCGGGUCCCGGGACUCGGAGUCGCUGUACAUGGUCGCGCCGCAGGGCGGCGGCACGGGCCCGGAGCUCGCCGUCUUCUUCGUCAGGCUCUGACCUCCGAUCAUGGCCGCCAUGAAAUGAAUGCAAGACGAUCGAAGGGCAUCCAUUCAUCGCCAUCGCCACGUACAUAUACAUAUGCAUCGUCGUCAGAAUUCUUUGGAUCUUGCAGCCUCGUAAUAGCGACCUAAAGAUUGACUAAUAAGAAAUUACAGUAAGAAACAAAAUUAAGAGCUAGGAGUCGCCCAAUUAAUUUGUGAUUGGCGUCAUGACGACUAACUGAAUCUUCUGGAUAAUUUUUUUGGUUGAUUCGUUCUUAGGUUGUAUACGAGGUGUUCUUGGAUUUGUACAUGUGCCCUAUGCAUCAUUGCACAAUCUAUCAUCUUAGUGGAGUAUAUACGACAGAAAUAGACACUGAAUGGUGGAAUUGUGAUCCAAAAAGUUGCUCACUUGUCAAUGCCUUGUUUGCAUCUCGUCUAAUUAUGAAUUAUGAUUAGGGGUAA
Molecule: messenger RNA, 1983 nt
Organism: Sorghum bicolor (sorghum)
Lineage: Eukaryota; Viridiplantae; Streptophyta; Magnoliopsida; Poales; Poaceae
Product: protein MIZU-KUSSEI 1
Exons: 1
Coding region: 254-1537 (427 amino acids)
Biological process (GO): hydrotropism
Source: RefSeq, a predicted model, not a curated record